This is a messenger RNA of Mercenaria mercenaria, 705 nucleotides long. RefSeq lists its product as uncharacterized. The transcript has a single exon. Bases 1 to 705 code for a protein of 234 amino acids. NCBI's taxonomy places the organism in Eukaryota, Metazoa, Mollusca, Bivalvia, Venerida, Veneridae. The record is from RefSeq and is a predicted model, not a curated record.
AUGAAAGUAGAUAAAUUGCGAUCACUGAGAGACUGCCAACGCAAAGUUAUUGAAAUUCAACUUGAGAAAAUUCAACGUGCUAAAGAAAAUUCAUCGAUGUUGGAAUUUCGAACAAUCUUGGAAUCAAUUACGAACAAAGUAAACAAUUUGAAAUCACUGAACGAGAAAAUUUUAGAACAGACAGAAAUAACCGAAAUUGAAGAGGAACUUAUCAGCAGUGAAGAAUUUUCGUUGCAAAUUGAAAUACAACUUAGUCAAUUUCGUGAAUUUGACAAUUUUUCAAACCAGGAGAGAAAUAAUUCGUCAUCUUCAGAUCAACAUCAGACUGUAACUUUUCCGAGCGCUAGCAGUGUACAUUCAGCACAGUAUCAUCGUCUUCCUAAAUUAUCGUUACCUACUUUUGACGGAAAUAUUCUACAGUGGCAAUCGUUUUGGGACUCUUUCAGCACUACUGUUCACACAAAUCCGAACUUGUCAGAUGUGCAGAAAUUUAAUUAUCUACGAUCGCAAGUGGAUGGCGACGCAGCCAUAACUGUUGAGGGAUUUGCACUUACGAACUCCAACUACGUUAAGGCAGCCGAACUUCUACAGGAACAGUAUGGGCAGGCGCAUAAAAUUGUACACGCAUACAUGCAGGCUUUGUUACAACUUCCGUCACCAAACAACACACUCAGCAGUCUGAGAAAUUAUUAUGAUAAACUUUAA